Saccoglossus kowalevskii is the source of this 2394-nucleotide messenger RNA. RefSeq names its product dentin sialophosphoprotein-like. The record is from RefSeq and is a predicted model, not a curated record. Lineage: Eukaryota; Metazoa; Hemichordata; Enteropneusta; Harrimaniidae.
AUGGACUUCGACAUAACAGAGUAUAGAGACAUGAUUACCAGGCAACAAACUGUGUUGUUUGGAAAUGGACCAAUAACAGAUUAUUCUAGUAACAAACCAUUUUUCAACACCACCAUUCAAUGUUCAGUGAAUAAUAAGCAGAAAUGUUUACAUACUGCGUCAUGUAAUUGUGCAAAAUGUACAAAGACUGUUGCGAUUGAACAAACAUCCAAGCCACAGGUCAAUAUUGCAUCUUUCCAGUGUGAUUUAUGCAUGAAAAAAUUUACUCGGCGAGACCACAUGAACCGCCACAAGCGACUACACAUUGAUCAGAAACCGUUUACCUGUGAUAUAUGUCUGAAUAAAUUUUCUCGUAAGGAGCAUGUGAGACGACAUCAACUACAACACACUGGUGAAAAGCCAUACAAGUGCGACACAUGUCAGAGAAGUUUCACAAGGAAAGAACACUUGAAGAUUCAUCAGAGAACACAUACUGGUGAAACACCAUUCAAAUGUGAAAUAUGUGGGAUAGUGUUCACAAGAAACGCUGCUUUGACCGCUCACAGGAAAACGCAUACAGUGAAUGCAAUUGGUAUGCACCCCACAGGCACUAAUGCGGUUCCUGUGUUGCCUAGUUGUAGCAAGGCAUUUCAAAACAGUGGUUUGGCUAUUAACAGUAAAAUAAGUACAGCAAAUUCAAUUGAUAAUAAUGGUAUUCAUGUACAGCCGAAUAAUACAAUUGCAUUUCCUCCUCUGCCUGGUUGCAGCAAAACAUUUCAAAAGGUUGGUGUUCACCAGAAGAGCAUCAGGAAAUUUUUUCAGAAAUUACCUGAAGGAGAAUUUGAUUGUUACGAUCUUUUUAAGGGAAGUCAGACGGAAAAGAUACAGAAUUCACAGAGCUCCGACUUUAAUCUUAAUCACAAUUCAAUCUCAUAUCAACAAGUCUACCCAAAUACAAGUUAUUUGUCUUGUUUGAACCAGGUUGUUGUGUCUAAUAAUAACCAAGGUCACCUGGAUGGACAGAAGUCGAUUGCUGAUGGUCUCCAUGUUACUUCCAAUAGUGACCAAGGACACAUUGAUGGACAGAAGUCGAUUGCUGAUGGUCACCAAGUUGCUGCCAAUAAUGACCAAGGACACCUGGACGGGCAGAAGUCGAUUGCUGUUGGUCACCAUGUUGCUGCCAAUAAUGACCAAGGACACCUUGAUGGACAGAAGUCGAUUGCUGUUGGUCACCUUGCUGUUGUCAAUAAUGACCAAGGACACCUUGAUGGACAGAAGUCGAUUGCUGAUGGUCACCUUGCUGUUGUCAAUAAUGACCAAGAACACCUGGAUGGGAGAAAAUUGAUUGUUGAUGGUUGCCAUUUUGCCGCCAAUAAUGACCAAAGACACUUGGAUGGACAGAAGUCAAUUGCUGAUGGUCACAAUGGUUCUUCUAAUAAUGACCGAGAUCACAUUGACAUGAUCCCAGAGUCAAUUGCUGAUGGUUGCCACAAUGCUUCCAAUAAUGACAAUGAAUACACUAACAACCAAGAUGGCUGCUAUUCAAGGAAUAUGCAGGAUGAAGCUACAUUGGAUGCAGAAUGUCCUAAAGGAAUUUGUGUGAAUGGCAACAAUGUGAAACUGAAAGAUGAAAAAAGGGAUUUGCUGUGUACAUGUGAUGGCAAUAAUCAGGGACUGAUAGCUGUGAAAGAAGAGCAGCACAAAGGAUAUAAUACCAAUAGUGAAUUUAUUACCUUUGACCCAACAAAUAUUGUAAAACGGGAAAACUGUUCAGACGGUAAACCAGUAAUACCAGGAUGGCAUGCUCACUUACAAGUAGAUGAUGAAGGAUGUCAAAAAAAAUCUCCAACUAAUCAGGUGAGUGGUGACAGUUCACCUCGAGAUGAUAUGGAUGAGGAGGAAUCUUCUGAUGACUACACCUGUGGGACAUCUGAAGACAGCAUAAUUCACACUGUUGCUGAGAAUGGCGACUGUGCCAGUGUAAAUCACAGUGAAGGUCUAUUAAAUACAGUUGAUGGGAAGCAUGACACCAAUGUGUCACCUAAGGCCGGCAUACCAGAUACUGUUAAAAACGACAUGAAAGUUGAUGAUUCUAUAGCUCAACAUGAAAAGACUGAAGACAUAGCAUCUGAUACAGACGUCUCCAUUGUGUGCAGUGUUGAUGAUGACCCUCCUCAUAAGGAGGGUAAUAACAAAGAUUCAACUCCAUCUGUACACGAGCACCCUAAUACCUCACCGACACAAGAAAGCCUAUUCGCAUGUGCAGCAUGUAAGAUUUAUUAUGAUAGUAGUGUACUUUAUAUUAUGCAUAGAGGCUUUCAUGAGAGGCAGGGAGAGUUUGAAUGCAGUGUGUGUCAUCAUAAGUGUCAAGAUAGUGUAGAAUUCAAUUUUCAUAUCACCAAACAUCCAAUGUAG